UACGGGCAACGCGAGGAAGAUGGCGGCGCUGGUGGCGGCGGAGGCCGCGGCGCCCCCGGGCCCGGCCGAAGCGGCUGAGGCGGCGGAGCUGAGCCGCGCCCUGAGCCGUCUGCUGCCCGGGCUGGAGGCCGACAGCAAGCUGGGCCGGCGGCGCGCGCUCGAGGCGCUGCAGCACCUGCUGGAGGCUCGGCCCGAGGCGCCCGCCGCCGACCCCGCCGCCGCGGCCGCCGCCUUCCAGGGCCCGUGGGCGCGCCUGCUGCUGCCGCGCCUGCUGCGCUGCCUGGCCGACCCGGCCGAGGGCUGCCGCGCGCUGGCCGCGCACCUGCUGGGCCUGGGCCUGCGCCGCGCCGCGCGCCCCCGCGACGCCCUUCCGCGCCUGCUGCCCGCGCUGGCCGCGCGCCUGGCCGGCCCCGAGCCCGCGCGCCGCCCGCCCGAGGCCUGCGAGGAGCUGCGCCUGGCGCUCGUGCAGCUGCUCGGCCUGGCCGUGAGCCUGGGCGGCGCCGCGCUCGCGCCCUACCUGGACGACGCGGUGCGCGUGCUGCGCUGCACGCUGCUCGACCCCUUCGCCGCCGUGCGCCGCGAGAGCUGCGAGUGCGCCGCCCGCCUGGCGCGCGCCACCCCAGACCACUUCCACAUGCAGUCGGAGUCUUUGAUCAGCCCGCUGAUGCAGACCAUCUCCCACCAGCACUGGAAGGUGCGUGUGGCCGUCAUCGAGGCCACGGGCACGGUGAUCCAGUUCGGCAGCGGGAAGUCGGUGGACGACGUGCUUCCGCACUUUGCUCAGCGGCUCUUUGAUGACGUCCCCCAGGUCCGGCAGGCGGUGACGUGUGUGGUGGGGGGCUGGCUGCUGAGUCUGCGGGACCGCUACUCCUUCUUCCACAAGCUCAUCCCGCUGCUGCUGAGCAGCUUCGACGACGACGUGCCCGAGGUCGCGCGCGUGGCGGCCAACCUCUGGGAGCAGGUGGGCCUGCAGUGGCAGAAGGAGAACGAGGAGGACCUCAAGGACAAGCUGGACUUUGCCUCUCCGGCCCCAGCCCAUCACCCGUCGCCAGAGAAUCGCCCAGCAUUGGGCUGUCGGGAGCUCGUCUUCAGAAGCCUCUCCAAGAUCCUUCCCGCCGUCUGUCACGACAUCACCGACUGGGUGGCGGGGACCAGGGUGAAGGCCGCGCAGCUGCUGGCGGUGCUGCUGCUCCACGCGGAGGACCACGUGACGCAGCACCUGGAGCUCCUCCUGAGAACCCUGCUCCGCGCCUGCGCCGACGAGGAGCGGGCCGUGGUCAGCAGCGCCGCCAGGUCCGCGGAGCUCAUCGGGGCGUUCGUCAGCCCUGACGUCUUUCUGAAGCUGCUCUUGUCAGUGCUGAGGAAGUCGCCCUCCCCCUCGGGCCUCCUGGUCCUGGCGUCCGUCCUCCGAGGCUGCCCACGGGAAGCCCUCCAGCCGCACGUGAAGGGCAUCGCCACCGCGCUGGCCCAGCCCCACAUCUCUCAGGGGGCUGAGAACCACCUUUAUGGGGAGCACCUGCUGCUCUGCGUGCAGGCUCUGAUCGCGGUGUGCCGCGAAGACUGCAGAGGGUCCAGCCUGCAGCUCAUGGAAGUGCUGGUGACCGUGAUGGCCUCCUCGGGCGCCACAGGCCUUGGUGACAAGGUCCAGGAGACCAUGGACGCCCUGGCCACGGUGGAGAGCGUCGACAGCAGCCAGGACCUCUACCGAGAGCACGCGGGCCCCCUCCUGGAGUGGCUGGCCGCGUCACACCACGACUGGACUGUCCACUCUGCGGAGCUGCUGCAGCUCGACGUGGUGGUCACGCACGCAGGCCCGGCCCUCGGCGAGCUGCUGCCCCAGCUCAUCCCCGUCCUCAGGAGCUGCCUCCAGCCCGCCCGCGACCCAGCCAUGCGCCUGCAGCUCUUCUCCAUCCUGUCACGGGUGCUGCUGAGGGCCAAGGAGACGGUCGACUCCCAGGGGCAGCUUCACAGCUACCUCGACACCCUGGUGAAGGACAUCCUGGUCCCCAAUCUGCAGUGGCACGCGGGGAGGACGGCCGCAGCCAUCCGCACGGCCGCCGUGUCCUGCCUCUGGGCGCUCAUCAGCAGCGAGAGCCUGUCGGCUGAACAGCUGCGGGAGGUGCAGGAAGCACUCACGCCUCAGAUCCUCACCACCCUGGAGGAGGACGCCCAGGUGACGCGCCUCGUCUCCUGCCGCAUCAUUGACGCGUUUAUGAAGGCCUCUGGCGCUGUGGUUGGUCCAGAUGAGCUCGUCAAGGUCUAUCCAGAGCUCCUGAAGCGUCUGGACGACGUGUCCAACGACGUGAGGCUGGCGGCUGCCUCCACCCUGGCCACCUGGCUGCGGCGCGUUGAGAGCGACGGCAGCAAGUCCUGCUGCCAGAGCGACAUCCAGCACCUGUACAAGGAGCUCCUCGUGCACCUCGACGACCCGGAGGGCGCCGUGCAGGACGCGGUUCUAGAGGUCCUCAAGGCCGGCAGCGUCCUGUUCCCUGACCUCCUGGUGCGGGAGACGGAGGCAGUCAUCCACAAGCACCGCUCCCCCGCCCACUGUGAGCAGCUCCUGCAGCACGUGCAGGCCUUGCCGCCUGCUCCAUGACCUGAGUUCCGGGAG
Equus caballus (horse) is the source of this 2611-nucleotide messenger RNA. It is a transcript of the gene DNAAF5, whose product is annotated as dynein axonemal assembly factor 5. NCBI's taxonomy places the organism in Eukaryota, Metazoa, Chordata, Mammalia, Perissodactyla, Equidae. Gene Ontology annotation, cellular component: cytoplasm. The record is from RefSeq and is a predicted model, not a curated record. Gene Ontology annotation, biological process: outer dynein arm assembly; inner dynein arm assembly; cilium movement. Gene Ontology annotation, molecular function: dynein intermediate chain binding.